CCGGCCCCCAGCACCCGCGCCGGCCGCGAGCCCGGCAGCCGCAGGCCCGCCCUCCGCUCGGCCGGCUUUUCCCGCGGGGGCCUCACUCCUCCACCGCAGCCCGGGAAGCUGGCGGCGCGGCUGCUCCCGCACCUUACCUGUUUCUUUCCUCUUUUCCUCCCGCCGAGACCCUCCCGUCAGAAGGGGAGCAGCCGCCUGACCCGGGCUGGCAGCAAGACGCAGGGGCACGCGGGGACAGCCCCCUCAGAAGCCCCCAGCCCACCCUUCCCCGCAGGGGCCAUGAGCACGAGGCCGGAGGCCAGGAGAGAUGAGGGAGACACCAGGAGGAGGGAACAGCAGGCAGAGCUCCGGGACCGAGCCCACCUGAGCCAGCAGCGCCGGCUCAAACAGGCCACCCAGUUCCUGCACAAGGACUCUGCCGACCUGCUGCCGCUGGACAGCCUCAAGAGACUCGGCACCUCCAAGGACCUGCAGCCACACAGCGUGAUCCAGAGACGCCUGGUGGAGGGAAACCAGAGUCGGGUUCAGGGGGAGUCUCCCCUGGUGCAGGCCCUGACUCAUGGCCAGGAAAGCAGGAAGACCAGCAGGGCAGAGAUCCCAGCUCUUCUGGUCAACUGCAAGUGCCAGGACCAGCUGCUCAGAGUGGCCGUGGACACAGGCACCCAGCACAAUCAGAUCUCUGCGGGCUGCCUCAGCCGCCUGGGGCUAGGGAAGAGGGUCCCAGAAGUCCCAGCUGGGGACCUGGCACCUGAGCCCACAACCCAGGUGGAGCAGCUGGAGCUCCAGCUAGGGCAGAAGACUGUGGCAUGCUCGGCACAGGUGGUGGAUGUCGAGAGUCCUGAAUUCUGUCUGGGGCUGCAGACCCUGCUCUCUCUCAAGUGCUGCAUCGACCUGGAACGUGGAGUGCUGCGGUUGAGGGCCCCAUGCUCGGAGCUGCCCUUCCUGCCUUUCUACCAAGAGCCUGGCCAGUGACCACUGCCCCAGUCAGUCCCUGGGGAAAGACCUUGCCUUAGGGAAAGGGCCGGGUGGUGAAGGCGCUGCUAGAGCCAGGUGGCUGGGGACUAGUGUAUCUGUCCCUUUUAUUACCACCCUGACCCCUGUCCCAUUUCCCUCAGCCUGCACAUCCUUCUGCUUCUCAGCAGCUGUCCUGUCCCCUGGGAGUUUUCAGAGGGCCCCUGAUUCCAGGGUUCCGGUGCCCCUGUUCUCUCAUUCCCCUACUGAGGAGAGCACAGUCAGACCAGGACUGCAGAAAGGGUCCUAAGCAAAACGAGGUACCUUCUUGGUCCUCAGCAUGGCAGGAAUAGGCCUAAGCCAAAGGCUGCACUGACUGCUAUUCUCGCCUGCCCCCCAAACUCUACUCAACUGCUUGCACCCCACAUCUCUCCUCACCUUCUGGGGCCUAUCAUCUCUUGCAACUAGACUGGCACACCUCACCAGCCAGGUCCCUGGCCCUUCUGGUGCCACCACUCUGAUUCUGUGCAUGUCUGCUCACAGCAGGGAGAUAUAAUAUUAGAAUAAUUCAAUACAGCAGAGAAGGUGAGUUAGUGAGGGAAUGUCCAGCUCAGAAGGCUGACAGACUUUAUUAGUUAUCUUUUCAGGUGUUGCAAUGCCUGAUGCCAGCUUUUGUUUGAUUUCCCUGUGCGAAGCCUUGGGUAUACCUUUGAUCCUGACAAGUAUUAAUCCUUCUCCAUUCGCUUUCUGUACCCACCACACCCCUGACCUUUGGGGCUGUGUGUGGAAGAGCCCUGUAGAGAACUGCCCCUGUGUGGUGGAAAGGAUGGCGGGCUUGUCAGCACUUGAGCUUAACCCAUACAGUAUUCUUUCUUAGUUCUACAACUAGCCAGCUCAUUAAGCUUUCUUCCUGCCCCAUAUCUCUAGUCUCCUGGGCUUUAGCUUGCCUGGUCCUGGAAUCAGUGGCUUUCCAUCCCUCCGCCAGGCUCUGAGCCAAAGCAAGAAGACUGAGGCUCUUUUGAUUCGAGAAGAAUCCAAACCUUAAGAAGCCAGACC
Microcebus murinus (gray mouse lemur) is the source of this 2007-nucleotide messenger RNA. It is a transcript of the gene NRIP2, whose product is annotated as nuclear receptor interacting protein 2. Gene Ontology annotation, biological process: proteolysis. The record is from RefSeq and is a predicted model, not a curated record. NCBI's taxonomy places the organism in Eukaryota, Metazoa, Chordata, Mammalia, Primates, Cheirogaleidae. Gene Ontology annotation, molecular function: aspartic-type endopeptidase activity.